AUUAAAUAGCCAGGGGUAAAUGUGUAAAUGAGGACUUGCUUGAGGUUGAUGAUAUACCACCACAUAGCGGCGCAUUAUUAUAUAGAUAAGGAGGGGAAAAACCAGCUUUUUGGAGAAGAAACCAAAGAAAUAAACAUUCGAAACCCUAAAACUCCCAUUAGAAUUCGACAUUAAAGUAUCCGCCAUGACAAAGAAGAGAAAGCUCGAAGGAGAAUCUAACGAAGCGGAAGAACCGUCGCAGAAGCUGAAGCAGACGCCGGAGGAGGAGCAGCAACAGCUCGUUAUUAAAACUCAAGCAGACGUCGAAGAAGUUGAAUACGAGGAAGUAGAGGAAGAGCAAGAAGAAGAAGUAGAAGAUGAUGACGAAGACGACGAUGACGAUGGCGAUGAGAAUCAGGCGGCUGGUAAUCGUAUUGAGGCGGCGGCGACGUCUGGAUCUGGGAAUCAAGGGGAUGUAAAUGAUGAUGAUGACGAUGAGCCAAUUCAGGAUCUGUUGGAACCGUUUUCAAAGGAACAACUUUUGAGUCUUCUUAAAGAAGCAGCAGAGAAGCAUCCUGAUGUAGCCAAUCGAAUCCGGGAAGUAGCUGAUGAGGACCCUGUUCAUCGGAAGAUCUUCGUGCACGGUCUUGGUUGGGAUACCAAAACAGAGACGCUUAUUGAAGCUUUUAAGCAGUACGGAGAGAUCGAAGAUUGCAAGGCUGUGUUUGAUAAGAUCUCAGGGAAAUCUAAAGGUUAUGGCUUUAUUUUGUACAAGUCUCGGUCAGGUGCUCGCAAUGCACUUAAGCAGCCUCAGAAGAAGAUUGGUAGUCGUAUGACGGCAUGUCAGUUGGCUUCUAAAGGACCUGUCUUUGGUGGAGCUUCUAUCGCUGCUGCAGCUGUCUCGGCGCCUGCUCAGCAUUCGAAUUCAGAGCACACGCAGAAAAAGAUUUAUGUUAGUAAUGUUGGAGCAGAGCUUGAUCCACAGAAGUUGCUGGGGUUCUUCUCAAAGUUUGGAGAGAUUGAAGAAGGUCCUUUGGGUCUUGAUAAGUUUACUGGGAGACCUAAAGGUUUCUGUCUCUUUGUUUAUAAGUCUGCUGAAAGCGCCAAGAGGGCUUUGGAGGAGCCACACAAGACUUUUGAAGGUCAUAUCUUGCAUUGCCAGAAAGCUAUCGAUGGUCCCAAACCGGGCAAGCAGCAGCAUCACCAUAACCCACAUGCCCACAACAAUCCUCGUUACCAAAGGAAUGAUAACAAUGGUUAUGGUCCGCCUGGAGGUCAUGGACAUCUCAUGGCUGGUAACCCAGCUGGAAUGGGUGGUCCAGCGGCUCAGGCGUUAAACCCGGCCAUUGGACAAGCCUUGACAGCUAUACUGGCAUCUCAGGGAGCUGGUUUGGCUUUUAAUCCGGCAAUUGGACAGGCUUUGUUGGGUUCCUUGGGGACAGCGACAGGCGUAAACCCGAAUGGAGUUGGAAUGCCAACUGGUUAUGGUACUCAAGCUAUGGCACCGGGGACAAUGCCUGGGUACGGUACACAACCUGGGUUGCAAGGUGGUUAUCAGACUCCGCAACCUGGUCAAGGCAGUACAAGCAGAGGGCAACAUGGUGUCGGGCCAUACGGUGCUCCCUACAUGGGCCACUAAAUGUAUCAUGUAUCCACUCAGAUAUCAGAAAUCAGUGUUUUUAUAUUGGCCUGGUGAUUCUUCUCAAGUUUAAAAGGAGCUGAUGCAAAAUGAAGUCUUUAUGAAAUGUUACUAUUUGGUCGCUCCUAAGGCCAAACUCAUAAAAACCUUUUAAGGAGUUUUAGUUUUCAUCUACUUGUUUUUUACCCAAACUCUCUUUAUGAUAUUCCUAAAAAACUUUGUACUACUAUUUUCAGUGUUUAUGUCUCUAUUUUUUCAGUUUUCUGAACAUCCCCCUUAGACUUUCAUUUGUAAAACUAAAAACGCAACUACGCUCCAUAUGGGUCUUUGCUUAUCGAACUCUAGUUUUUCCAGAUAUUCUUAAAUAGUUUUUAUAGACUUCUGUUUUAUGAUUUCAUGUGUUUUUCUGCCUGCAGUGUAUUUUGUAUCAAGUUAUCUUUGAUUAACCUGGCUUUAUGUACUAUCCUGAUUUUAUGUUUGUUCAAUCCUUAUUCCUCUUGCAGGUAAUGUGACUACCGGUUGAACAGCCAAAUUGUGAACCCCUAAGACCCUAACUCACAAUGAAAUUUCUUUAGCACACAUACUAAUCUCAGUUCAGUUGGUUUCUAAAAAGAUAAAAACUUAUAGUUUUAAAACGUAGCAAGAGCUUUCACUUGUGUUUUUGGUUUUUCUUUGACAAGUUUCAAAAGUUUUCACAUGACUGUUUCAAGUUAGAACUUUGUUUGCAACAAAAUUACUAAGUUGUAGCCAACUUGAAACAGUCAAACUUGGCGGAAGUGGUGCAAGCUCCUCAAGGACACAGCUGAAGAAUGAUAUGUUUUGAAGAGAGUUUCUCGACAACAGGUGAAGUUGUUGGUUUCUUACAGUUAAGUCUUUGGAUCUCCACAACAUGCUUCCAGCUAAAAGGUAAGUUCUUUGGCUAUAUACAACGUGCUUUGCAGUUGAAGGGUAAGUAAUCAAAAGUGUUUGAAGUAUAUCUCUAAGCACGAAUCUCUUGCCUAUAUAUGUUCUUGUUAAUUGGUCAUAUCCCCUCUUUGAAGUGUUAAAAGUUGAUUUUGGUCUAAAAAGCAUGUACCUUCAAGUCCUUGUGCACAAGGUUCAGGGAUUAACAGAAAGUCACAAGAGUAUUAAGUGAUAGAUUGUUCCCCUUGAUGUUUUCGAGGAGUUUAGAGAGGCGUGAGUGCAUGAAGUUUGUUGGUGAAUGGUGAUGAUUACUUUGAUGGUGGAGUCUUCUUUUGGAAAAGUGCAGCUUUAACUUUAAGGUUAGCUAUGAUGAUAUAUAGUUGAAAGAAGCAGGAGCUGAAGUGGAAGUGGGAAGUAAGUAGUAGAGUUUUGUGUCUUUGAUCUCAAUUCUCAAUCUCUCAAUUGUUAUGUCAAGUUUCGAAAAGGAGAAAAAUGUAGUUCACUGAUGAAGAAAAAUCCAAGUGCAGUAUUCUCCAAA
Molecule: messenger RNA, 3059 nt
Organism: Arabidopsis lyrata subsp. lyrata
Lineage: Eukaryota; Viridiplantae; Streptophyta; Magnoliopsida; Brassicales; Brassicaceae
Product: UBP1-associated protein 2A
Exons: 2
Coding region: 185-1618 (477 amino acids)
Molecular function (GO): RNA binding
Source: RefSeq, a predicted model, not a curated record